AUGAAAGAACAGAACGAAUUGGAGAAGGAAGAAGAAGGAAAAAAUAAAAAUAGCUUUUCCAAUGUUAAUAUAAAAUUUGAAGCAUAUGGAGAAGGGGAUUAUAGAUUAUUAAGGUAUUUGCCUGAUGGCUCUUGUGUCUUUGAAGAAAUACCGAAUGAAGAAGACAAAAAUCAAAAGAAUUUACAACAAUAUGCUCAAUUAUUUUAUUCAGUAAUGGAUAAAAUGAAUGAAUCAAAACUUAUUGAUGAGAAUUUAAAAAAUAAUAAAGAAUGGAAUAAAGCAGAAGAAUAUCGAAAUUUAGUAGAAAAUGAUUUAAAAGAAUUAAUGGUAUUAUUUGAUAUGUUAUUAGGUACACUUAAUUAUGAUAAAGGCAGGAAAUUUUUGUCCUUUAAUAAAUGUCAAUAUAAUAAAGAUUCAGAAGAAAAUAAACAAGAUUUAUAUAUAGCUGUUACAAGUAGAAAAGAGCUGUUAGAGAAUUUAAAAGAUUUAUGUGAAAAAACAAAAAUACAAAUUGAUUCAAUUAAUGGAAUUAUAGGACAAAAAUAUUAUCUAUUUUUUAUAAAUCAGUUAAUUAAACAUUGGAAAAUAUUAAAUAAAAAAUAUUCAGAAAUGGAUUAUAUGCAAUUUGAUAAUAAUUUCCCAUAUGUAACACAAUUAUCUGUAGAAUUUUUUUUUCUUCCAUCUAUAUUUUGGAAAUUUUCAUCAAACCCUAUAUUUUUAUCUUGGCCUCCUUUUCCAUCCUUUUCCCCUUUUAAAUCACAAUAUGCUCAUAUAACUUUUUCAUUAAACUAUUUAGAAGAAAAAGCAGAUAUGCAAAAUAUAAUCAAAAACCUUUCAAAAAAAAAAGAAAAUGAUAUGUCCGAAAUGGAUUGUGAUAAGGAACUAGACAAUUCUAGUGUUAAAGAAAAUUCUGCUCAAAGUGAUAUAAUUCAUGAAAAUAUAGAGCAAAAGAGUUCAUUUCCAAUGGAUUUAAUAGAUAAUAAUUUUGAUCAAAAUGAUUAUCAAAAAGGAAAUAGUACAAAUGAUAGCAAACAUGUAGAUGAUUUAGAAAAACAGAUGUAUACAAAUAAUAAUGAGAAGAAUUAUAAAAUUUACUAUCCCAAUAUCAAAGAAGACGAAAUUAAAAUAUUUAACUUAUUAGAUAAUACAAGCAAUAUUAAAGUUCAAUUUGAUGGAAUAGCUUCUCAUUUCAUAGAAAAUAAUUAUUUGUUACAAUUAGAUUUAUUCCCUCUUAAUGUUAAAUUAAAUAGUAAACGGCAAGAUAGUCAAAACGUAUUACAAGGGGAAAAAAAAAAAAUGGAAAAUAUGUUUCCACAUAUUGUAAUUCCAAAGAAUAUCAUUUUUGAUCAAGCCAAGAAAGUUCAUGAAAAGUUAUCUAAAGCACAAUGGGUUUUAAUAGAUAAAUCCAUUUUUUCUAUUUUAGCUGAACAAGCUAAUAAUUUAAAGGACACAAAUAAUGACUUAACAAUCAAUUUGGAUAAUAUACCAGAUGUACAUACAAAAAUUAAAAUUCAUUGUACCCAAAUAAAUCAUCAGUCAAUUGAAUUCUUAAUUCAUGAUAUCAAAAUUUUAUCAUUGUCUAAUAAAUAUAUUCCAGUAGAUUUCUCUUUUGUAAUUUCAUAUGAAUCUAUAGAUAUUCCACAUUUCAAAGAUGAUAAAAGUAGUAUAAAUGAGGAGGAAAAUACUCCUUCUCGGCAUAAUAAUGAUACUGAUAGUCAAUAUAGUUAUAAUACAAGUAAAAUGAGUAAUUCUCAGAAAGUAAACAAUUCAGAAAAUAUCAAAGGUUCAGAAGAAAUAAACAAUAAUCACGAUCCAAUAACUAAGAAAAAUAAUACAUCUGAUGAUAUCUUAGACGAAAAAGAUGAAGCUCUUUCUAUAGAUUCUGAAUUAAUACAAAUAUUUUUAAAUUUAUCAUUAUCCAAAAUAAGAGAUUUAUUUAUUUGUUCAUGGAAAUAUUUUUCCUUCGAGUUACCAUAUUAUUCAGCAGAUAUACAUCCAUUAAUUUAUCAAAACAACUUUUCUGAUUAUCGUUCAGAUACAUUGAUUACAAAUUUCUUUUCAUGGUUUUUAUCAUCAAUGAUUAAAUAUUUAAGAGUGAAAGAAAAAUUAAUAGCACCUUAA
Plasmodium adleri (nom. inval.) is the source of this 2121-nucleotide messenger RNA. RefSeq names its product conserved Plasmodium protein, unknown function. Lineage: Eukaryota; Apicomplexa; Aconoidasida; Haemosporida; Plasmodiidae. The record is from RefSeq and is a predicted model, not a curated record. The transcript has a single exon. Bases 1 to 2121 code for a protein of 706 amino acids.